Botrytis sinoallii is the source of this 705-nucleotide messenger RNA. RefSeq lists its product as uncharacterized. The coding region runs from base 1 to 705 and encodes 234 amino acids. The transcript has a single exon. NCBI's taxonomy places the organism in Eukaryota, Fungi, Ascomycota, Leotiomycetes, Helotiales, Sclerotiniaceae. The record is from RefSeq and is a predicted model, not a curated record.
AUGUCGAAGGGUUUGGGAAAUGUCCCGAAUCGCCUAGGCUUGAAUUAUGGGAAUAAAGCAAGUAAAGUAAAAAAAUCUUCGUCAUCACCUUUUCAGAGGAUGCAAGAUAAGAUCAAGGGGUUGGAGCGACGUUUAGAGGAGCAAUGCAAUCAAAAUGAGAAGAAAGAAGAUAAGGUCAAGGAGUUGGAAAAACGUUUAGAGGAGCAAUACAAUCAAAAUGAGAAGAAGGAAGAUAAGAUGAAGGAGUUGGAACAACGUCCAGAGGAGCAACACAAUCAAAAUAAGAAGAUACAAGAUAAGGUUGAGGAAUUGGAACGACGUUUAAAGGAACAAAACGAUCGAAAUGAGACGAUGCAGAAGACCCGAGAUCAGAAAUUCGAGUACUACAAUGGUCAAAUAGAGAAGCUGGAUGAAUCGGUCCAAAAAUUGACCAAUUGGACAUCACAGUUAAAGGCUCGUAUUGAUGAAGAUAUUCAAAGGCAGGAUCGAGAAAAUGAGGCCCUGAAUACAAUGCAGAAUGUCCAGCAUGCGAUGCAAAAGGUCCUUGCCACUGUCAUGGAACAGCAGCAUAAGCAUAUAUCGGACAUGAUUGCGUUUCAAACUCAGCUACCAGAUAUUAUACGAGGAGAAUUAGCUAUUCAAAAAGCGUUCAAUCCAGAGCCACUACUCGACAGAGACCCAGAUUUAUACGCCAAACCCAACUAG